This is a messenger RNA of Rhipicephalus sanguineus (brown dog tick), 1913 nucleotides long. RefSeq names its product retinol dehydrogenase 14. The record is from RefSeq and is a predicted model, not a curated record. The coding region runs from base 1 to 1029 and encodes 342 amino acids. The transcript has 3 exons. NCBI's taxonomy places the organism in Eukaryota, Metazoa, Arthropoda, Arachnida, Ixodida, Ixodidae.
AUGUCGGACGGCGAUGACGACGGCGACGCGGCGCUGCUGCGGGUUCUGCAGGUCGCCUGGGAGAGCACCCUGUUCUCGGUGCGUGUCGCCAUCGUCGUUUUCACGCUCACGUUCAUCGCAUGGUUUUACUGCCGGGUGACCAGCAAGCGAUGCAAGUGCCCCACGCGACUGGAUGGCAAGACGGCGUUGGUUACCGGCGGAAGCUCGGGCAUCGGCUACGAGACGGCCAAGGCGCUCGCGUCUCGAGGCGCCCGAGUCAUCUUCACCUGUCGCAACAUGCAGUUGGGCCGUAAGGCGCUCGACUCCAUGAUCGAGGCAAGCGGAGGCGGCGACAUCGUGCUCAAGCACCUUGAUCUCUCCUCGCUGGGCUCGGUGCGACGUCUGGCCUACGACAUACUCGACAGCGAGCCGCGGCUCGACUUGCUCGUCAACAACGCCGGUCGCGCGGCGCCCCCUCAGCGCACACUGACCGACGACGACCUCGAGACGACCAUACAGAGCAACCACUUGGGACACGCGCUGCUCACCGGUCUCCUGCUCGACCUGCUCAAGCGCUCGGCGCCGUCUCGCAUCGUCGUCGUCUCGUCCAUGAUGCACGCGUGGACCCAGCUGGACGUGGACGACCCGUUCCUGGAGCACCACUACACGGACGCCCGCGCGUACGGCCUCUCGAAGCUGUACAACGUGUACUUCACCCGCGAGCUGGCCGACAAGCUGCGAGGCGAGCAGGUCACCGUCAACGCACUCCACCCGGGUCUCGUGAAGUCGCGCUUCUUACGCGAUCAUCCGACCACGUGCUUCUUGAAGUUCCUGCGAUACGUGGUCGUGCCCUUGUUCGGAAAGUCGCCCUCGGAGGGUGCGCAGACCAGCAUCCACCUGUGUCUGGCGCCCGAGCUGACGCACACGUCGGGCCGCUACUUCAUGGAGUGCCGUGAGACGAGGCCAGCUGAGCAUGCGCUGGACCCGGUGCUCCAGCGACAGGCCUGGGAUAUCACCGAGCAGGCACUCAACGUGCGCCUCUGCAACUGAGCGGCGGCUCGGCAGCGAGCGCACUGUCAUCCGCUUGGGUGUUACUACGGAAUUACAAAAUUUAUCGCUCUUAAUUUUGUGACGCUGUGAGUCAUAUUCAAUACGAUAGUUAGGGCCAAGGAACGAGUUUCGUAUGAAUUACCGCGGUAUGUGGCGUCGUGUUUGCUGACGAUGAUCUAAGUCGGGUUGAGACACUUCAAUAAAUAGGGUCACUAUUCAAAGCAUGCUAAGACCCCAUAAAGUCUUGUUUAUCAUUACGGUGAGUAAUGUGUUCAUACAUUUAGAGAGUGUCUUAAAGGGUCGUUAAACCACCCUAAGUCGAAAUUUAGUUGUGGUGUUGCAAUCGUGCACGAGUCUUCAACAAACAGCCGCAACGGAACGAUGCCGUAAUAACGGAGUUACACGCGUAUGAUCCAAAAGGAGCCCUCACUCGCAAAAGGAGCUCUUGCCUUCGCCGUACGUCGGCUCGUCUGUCCUGCUGGCCGAGAGCUGCUCCUCGCCGUGCGAGGAGGGAGAGCAGCAAGCGCGCGUAGCUGCGAGCAGAGAAACAGGUUCUUUUUGUGGAUCACAUGACCAGGCGCAAAUGGUGACGUAACUUCCAACGCCGGGGAUACCGAAAGGCCCGGAGAAGACAAGGGAUUGUUUCUUGGAAUUUGUGGCGCGCCCGCGUCUCAUAGCGUGGCCGCGUAUGGCAUUGUUAAUCGUGACGGCAUGAUAAACUCGACGCGUGCGUUUACUUGAAAUGUCAAAAAAAAACCAAAAACAUCGGAGGUAGUUUAGGGGCCCUUUAAUGUUAUCAACAUUGGCACACAGCUAUUUGACAGCAUGCACUGCCUUCGGGAUCGGCCGGAAUUACGCAAACCAGAUAACUGCACAAAACGCAA